Molecule: messenger RNA, 3626 nt
Organism: Saccoglossus kowalevskii
Lineage: Eukaryota; Metazoa; Hemichordata; Enteropneusta; Harrimaniidae
Product: tubulin polyglutamylase TTLL7-like
Biological process (GO): protein polyglutamylation; microtubule cytoskeleton organization
Cellular component (GO): ciliary basal body
Molecular function (GO): tubulin-glutamic acid ligase activity; tubulin binding
Source: RefSeq, a predicted model, not a curated record
UGCAUGUACCAGUGAAUGGAAGCCACCACUAAAGCAAAUUCCCCUGUUUUACAUAUCUUUUGAUGUGGGGCAUUGAUGGCAUAUCUAAACACAUGUGUCAGGUAGCCUAGUCACCAGCUAUGUACUGUUUAUCAAGACUGUGACAUAUUCAAGUACAUUAACCCAAGGAAGCAUACUUGAAAACUUUCACAAACUCUCAAUCAAGUCUUCUUCGUCUCUCGUCCCAGUGUGCAUCAAAUUCCAAUUGCACAUCUGUGAUUAAAUCAGAUUACAAUGUGAGAGCAGUAACUAAAUGCAUAUGGCCAGGAUGCCGUCAGCUUCUUCAUUACCUGUGUAUAAAAUGUCAGUGACAAGUAGUGCAUCUAUCUCAUCAUUGUCCUCGUAUGAUAAAGGUGAACAAUCUGCCAAAAUUAGUGGAAGUAGGUCGGCAACUGUGAUGGAGAAUGGCCUUGAUGAUGAUGAUGAAAGACAGACGAGGACUUCAUCCUCCUCUUCAAAUCAAAGACAAAAAAAAACAAAACGAAAGAAACUUCCCAUCAUGAUUAACCUAUCUGGUACUAAAUAUGAAAUUGUGAGGACUGUUUCAGAACAAUUUGGUAUUAUAACUUCCAAAGAAGAUGAUCAAAACAGUUUUCUAUAUUGGAGUGAUAGUUUUGUUUCGUCAGAAAGAAUUGUAGAUUUAAAACCUUAUCAGAGAAUUAACCACUUUCCAGGAAUGGGGGAAAUAUGUCGGAAAGACUGUCUAGCAAGGAAUAUUACAAAAAUUGGUAAAGCGCACCCCGAGGAGUAUAACUUCUCUCCUCGUACAUGGAUCUUGCCGUCAGAAUACAACACAUUCCAGUGUUAUGUCAGGGAUCUUAAGAAAAAGAAGAAACACAAAACAUUUAUAUGUAAACCUGCCAAUGGUGCCAUGGGAAAUGGAAUUUCAAUUUUCAGGAAUGGUGAGAAGAUACCACAACAUGACCAUAUGAUAAUACAGGAGUAUUUAGACAAACCUUUUCUAAUUGACGGUUAUAAGUUUGAUCUACGUGUGUAUGUACUUGUUACGUCAUGUGACCCACUUAGGAUAUUCUUAUACAAUGAUGGAUUGGUGAGGUUGAGUACAGAGAAAUAUUGUCACCCGACCGAGUCAAAUGUGGACCAACUUUUCAUGCAUUUAACCAACUACUCAGUCAAUAAGAAGAGUGACAAUUUUGAAAAAACAGAUGAUGUCGACAGCGGAAGCAAAAGAUCCAUCAAAUUUCUGAAUGACUUUCUGAGAAAGAAUGACUUUGAUGUAGCAGCACUUUGGAAAAGUAUUGCUGAUGUUAUUAUAAAAACGAUGGUUGUAGCAGAACCACAUGUACUUCAUGCAUAUCGUAUGUGUCGUCCUGGUCAGCCUCCCGGCAGUGACAGUGUCUGUUUUGAAAUAUUAGGGUUUGAUAUAUUGUUGGAUCGUAAACUUAAACCAUGGCUGCUAGAGAUCAAUCGAUCUCCAAGUUUUGGUACGGAUCAGAAGAUAGACCAAGAGAUCAAAGGCGGUUUGUUGGAAGACACGUUACGGUUACUCAAUAUCAAACCAUCAGAUAGACGGAGAGGAUUGGCUGCACAGAAACUAGAAUCACAAAAACGGUUGCUAAGGCCAACACGGCGAUCAGAAACAGAGUUGACAGACCUUGAUAAGAAAAGAGUGAUAGUAGAAAAACGGCGAGAUGAAUUGAAAGAGAGGCUUGCGCAAGUAAGACGAGAGAAUGCUCGUGAGGAGUACGAAAAUCGCAAUAUGGGAAGAUUUCGACGAGUUUUUCCACCCACAGAUAAAUUUACUAUUGAGCGAUAUACUGGGUUAUUAGCAGACGCUUUUCAGCUGUUUCUCUCUGGUAGAGCGGCUUCAUUGCAGAAAGAAGUUACAAGAGCUUUUCGUCAACUCCGGGAGGAUGAAAUCCUGGAUAUGUUACAGCAAUGUGAGCUGGACGGCACAGACUACCGAGACGGCAAAUUAGUACCACGGGGACCCAAGCCUCUCUCUUCCAUGCCAAGUGCGGCAGAUUCCAUGAACAAUGAAAUGUCUGAACUAACACCACCAGAGUCACCUGUUGAUGAUUUGCGUAAUGGCAGAACACCGUCUCGCUCACAUGGAGCUAUGAGUAGACAUACACGACCACUCUCUGCACAGAGACCAUCAACAAGGCCUUAUUCAGGUCCAAGAUCAAGGUCACUUACCAGGCCGUUGUCAUCCACAAAUCACAUAACAUCUGUUGGAUCUCUCAAUCCUGUUGUGGAUGAGGCUUUUAUUACUGCAGCCGUGAAAGAGAGAGAAGAAGAGAUGACAAAGAGAACCUUAAUUGCUCUCAGCGAUAUGAGAAUUAAAUUUCCAGGAAAAACUGAUGAAGAAGCUGAAUUAAUUUUACAACAGUUACAAGACAACUGGAAGUUUCACAAGCCAAGAAUUGCAUCUUACUGGCUGGUAAAACUUGAUUCAAUAAAAAGAAGAAAAGUGGUCGACAUCGUCCGAUCCAAUGUUAGAGCUGUACUACAACGUACAUGGAGAUCCAGUGAUGUGGAUGGAUUACGACUUUAUCGUAUUUUCAACCGUGUAUUUAAUCGUUUGCUGUGGAGCCAUGGUCAAGGGUUAUGGAAUUGUUUUUCAACCUCAGGAAACUCCUGGGAGACUAUCUUCAGUAAAAGUACUGACGUGAUAUCAUCUUCUGAGAUGAGCUGUUGUCGACGGAUCGUCCAGUUGUGUCGUGACUGUCUUCUUAUUGUUUACCAGUUUGCAUCAGAAGCCAAGAAUUCGGCUGUCACUCAGAGUGAUGGACCGUCACCUAGUCGAGCUAUGUCAAUACGUCCAAACAGACCCAGCAGUUUAUCAUCAUCUACUUACUCAUCAUUAUCACAUCAAACAACUAUGAGUCCAGUCAGUCAAAGAAUGUCUCGUCUUUACAACAACCACAGAUCUGUACUUGAUGCAUGAUAUGGUCAUGGUGGUGGUGGUCAUCUUCUUAUAUCAUGCCUGCUACUUUCGCCUCUGUGCUUACUCAAAUAAUCAAUCAUGUCACAGCAACCAUGCUUUCAUAUUUAAUAACAGACGAACAGACCAGACAUGUGGACACCUCAAGUACAAACAGAACAGACAUUUGGACACCUCGUGUACAAACAUACCUGACAUGUGGAUACCUCAAGUACAAACAUACCUGACAUGUGGACACAUGUACAAACAGAUCAAACAUUUGGACACCUCAUGUACAAACAUACCAGACAUGUGGAAACCUCAAGUACAAACAUACCUGACAUGUGAACACCUCAUGUACAAACAUACCUGAUAUGUGGACACCUCAUGUGUAAACAGACCAGACCAGACAUGUGGACACCUCAUGUACAAACAGACCAGACAUGUGGACACCUCAUGUACAAACAGACCAGACAUGUGGACACCUGCACAAACAGACCAGACAUGUGGACACCUCAUGUACAAACAGACCAGACAUGUGGACACCUCAUGUACAAGCAUACCAGACAUGUGGACACCUGCAUAAACAGACCAGACAUGUGGACACCUCAUGUACAAACAGACCAGACAUGUGGACACCUCAUGUACAAACAUACCUGAUAUGUGGACACCUCAUGUGUAAACAGACCAGACCAGACAU